Molecule: messenger RNA, 5513 nt
Organism: Dicentrarchus labrax (European seabass)
Lineage: Eukaryota; Metazoa; Chordata; Actinopteri; Moronidae
Gene: chst6
Product: carbohydrate sulfotransferase 6
Exons: 2
Coding region: 528-1724 (398 amino acids)
Biological process (GO): N-acetylglucosamine metabolic process; sulfur compound metabolic process; carbohydrate metabolic process
Cellular component (GO): Golgi membrane
Molecular function (GO): N-acetylglucosamine 6-O-sulfotransferase activity
Source: RefSeq, a predicted model, not a curated record
CUCGGACCACCAGCCCCCCGCCCAGCCUACUGCCAGUCAGCCCAGCAGAGCCUCUGGCCACGUCUCAAAACACCGCCUGGUAUACAGACUGUGGAAGUACCGAGCGGCAGCUGGCGGAGGACAGAGGGGAGGAGAGGGAGGGACCGACCGACGGGCAGCUCGACCGAAAACAAAGCUAAAGAAAGGUAUGCUCAUUACAAAUUAGAAAUUAACUACAUAAUUCACUUCCUCUUCGGCAGGAACCCUCUCUUUCUGUUAACCUUGGCGUCUCGUUUCCGUGGGACCGGUGGGACGAAGCUAUCGGACGCACUUUCUGGGACAACGCAUCAGUAAUUUCCUCCUCGCAGUUCAGACACGGACGGACACUAGCUGCUGGUCCGGUGAAUAAAACUCAUACAGAAACUUAUCCGUACUUGGACCACACUCACAGUUGAUUGAACGUUUCAUUCAGACACAGGGCAACACACAGCUCCACAGAGGACAAAAAAGAGAAAGAUCCACAUCAAGCACAGUGAUCCACAGCCGCCAUGCCCCGCUGCAGAGUGAACCUCAGCACCAUGAUUUUCCUAGUGAUCCUGCAGGGGGCAGCAGUGGUGCUGUUCUGUGGCUGGUAUGUCCAGCUCAGUCCCUGCAGCCCCGCCCCCAGCAAUGGCAAAGUUCACGUUCUGCUGCUGUCGUCGUGGCGGUCGGGCUCGUCCUUCCUGGGCCAGGUGUUCAGUCAGCAUCCAUCUGUGUUCUAUCUUAUGGAGCCCGCUUGGCAUGUGUGGACCAAGCUGCAGAAACCCGGUGCGCGGGUGCUCCGAAUGGCCGUCAGGGAUCUGUUACGGAGCGUAUUCCAGUGCGACCUCUCUGUGAUGGAAGCCUACCUGCCAGAGCACCACAAUGUGUCCGCCCUGUUUAUGUGGAGUCAGAGUCGAGCGCUGUGCUCACCGCCGGCCUGUCCUCUCACUCCACGCAACCAGUUCAGCAAUCAGACUCGGUGCCACCAGACAUGUGAUGCUAGGGGCCUUCAGGGGGUUCAGGAGGCAUGUGGCACUUACAGCCACGUGGUGUUAAAAGAAGUGCGAUUUUUUGAGCUGGAAUCUCUCUACCCACUCCUGCAGGACCCAAGCCUAGAUCUCCGCAUCAUCCACCUGGUCCGAGACCCUCGGGCUGUGGUGCGGUCUAGAGAGGAGUCAGCCAAAGCCUUUAUGAAUGACAACGCCAUCGUCUUGGAGCAGAAAAGCAUACCAGCAGCCGAGGUGCAGUAUCAAGUCAUGCAGGAGAUCUGCCGUAGCCAUGUGCGCAUCAACGAGAGGGCCAUCCUGAAGCCCCCACCAUUUCUAAAAGGCCGCUACAAAAUGGUCCGCUAUGAGGACAUGGCGCGCAACCCGCUUGCAGAGAUAAAUGCCAUGUAUGAGUUUGUAGGUCUGAAGAUGACCAGACAGCUGGAGGAAUGGAUCUACAGGGUGACCCACGGAAAAGGCAAAGGCACCAGGAAACAGGCCUUCGAAAUUACCUCACGAAACGCUGCUGACGUGUCUCAGGCUUGGCGUAGCACGCUGCCCCACAGCAAGGUUAAACGUAUCCAGGAAGUGUGUAAAGGGGCCAUGUCAUUGCUAGGGUACAGGACUGUUAACAGUGAAAAAGAACAGAAGAGACUUGACAUAGAUCUACUAGUGCCACGGGAACCAUAUCAGUUCAGCUGGUUGCCAGCUAAAACAGAGGAUCCGGGUAACAGCUAAAACAUGAAAGACAUUAACACCACAAAACGACUUCUUUAGAGGCUUCACUGAUUGUAUAAGACUUGAUAAGAUUCAUCAACUGAGGGAACACUGGCAUGAUGUCCAAGGUUAAAGCAUUGAUUUAUGACGAAUACACACUAUCAGUGGAGCAAGAGGAUUAAAAUGUGAAAUGACAGCACAGCAGUAUUGUAUGACAAUACAUUUUGUACAGCGGUAAAGGGGCUUUUGCAAGGUAUGAUAAUGUAUGCCAUACAUUUGGAACUAAACUGGAAAACAGUACCAGAUUCACCAAGAUUUGGUGACAUUAUUCUUUGUUCCCUGAAGCCUCUUUAUAAACAGCUUCAUGUCAGCAGUCAGGUCAUGGCUCGGGUGUUAAACACAAGAUCAAUUUCACAACAGUGGUACGACCCAGACUUGCACAAUCCAGUCUUAACAAACCCUUUCCAAAAGGUUUCACAGUUUGGGUUAGUUUGCAUUGCAGCGUUUUUGUGUAUUUAAUUUGCUUGGCCACACAUGCAAAUAAUUUGGUUGGAAACAUGGAAGCUGAAAGGUAAUUAUUGUGCACAGUUAAGUUGUUAAUCGUGUGAGCCCAUGUUAUUCUGGUAGUGGUGGUGGCCACCACGUAUUCAGCAGUGCUGUGCUCAUGUAAUUCAGCAAUGGCUGCAAAUUGUCUGUCAGUCAGAUUCCAUCACAGCAGAGUCCAUUUGAAUCCACAUUGUAUAUAGUGUGACACCCCUCCCCAUGUGAAGGAGGCUGUCCUGGACAGCAUCAGCAGGUUGACAUGGUAGUCGUCAGCUGAUUCAGCUAACCUAGGUGAUAAAAGCUGGCCCAUGUGCAUUGAAGAGAGGAGGGAAAGUGUGCAGGGGAGGAGCGGGGGAUUUAAAUGGAACUUGCCUUACACUUUCAGCCCAAACACUUUACACCUUAAUGGAUCGACCACCAUUUUUAGGAUUAGCGCUAUACUGCUUUUUACAAAUCAUGAACCUGUACACAUGUAAGCCUGCCUAUACAGACCGAUGAGACAUUCUAAACACUGAAACUGAAAAACAAUCUGUAAUUUUCAUACGGAUGAAAACGAGCUCAUUAGCUAACUCCAGAACAUUUACAUCAAAUUCUGUACAGAAACGUUGAUUAAUGUGCAGAGUUUUACUCACAUUACCACCAUUGUCAGGUUUAUUUAUAGUACACAUUUAACACCAGGCAUUGACCAAAGUGCAGAGGGGAAGUCAAUGAAGGCAGGAUGAACAACCAAUGAAAGGCAGCAUGUGCCCCUCAGUACCUCUUACGUCCACCCUGCAUCAUUAUCUUUGGUUUGCACCUUCAGCACCUCAAUAGCACAAUAACCUCCAACCAUACACUACUGACCUUUCUGAUCCACACACUCCAUUGUUCGUCGGGGUAACUCCCUCCCUGUCACAUUGCCUGAGCCAGUUUGUGACACUGGGCAUCAUGCCAAUGUCCCCUGAAGGUUUGAUCUGUCCCAACAGGAGACUGUUAAUCAGUGAUGGCACUCCCACAGCCGAGGAGAGGCCAGGGAUGUCACUGAGACAGGAUGUUAAUGCUCUGCAUUAAGAUGUUUAUUUAAACUGUAAUCUGCUUCCUAGAAUACAUCAUUUAUUUAUGUUCCUUUACAGGAAUGGUUCAUUUUUUAUUGGUUGAUUAAUAACUGAUUACACCGACUAUUGAUUUGAGUAGACUGCGAUUGACUAAUUAAAGAUCAAAGCAUUUAGUCAAUUGUAGAAUGCUGAAUCAUGUUGAUUUACAUCUUCAGGGCCAAAUGAACUACAGUUAUUAUUUAGAUUCUGCUUUCUGUUAUGAUAUUGAUCAGUCUGCUUCCUAUAGAAAAAAUGUCAACAGAAGAGUUCUGAUUGAAACAAUAUCUCAUUUUUCCGUGUCCAGUGAAGGUUCAUUAGAACUAAUUGCUUCUGUAGACCAUCAAAGGUUAGAACCUGAAUCGCCGCUUGCAGAUACUUUUCUAUAUGCAUUUUUACAGCUUUCUGUAGACUUAAUCUUUCAAGCUGAACUUACUAUGCAUACAUGGCUGGAUUAGCUUUCUGCCCUGGUGCACAUGAUGUAGCUAGCAUUAAGAAAACAAGACUUCAACAGAGACUGAUGAUUUCUCAAGAGAUGACUAUUGAGCAUUUAAAGGAAAAUUCUACAGAGAUCACAUCAACACAGCGCCAUAAAAGCAGCUCACCACAGAAUGCCCUGAGCAUUAGUGUGUGACGUUGCUGUUUGACAUUUUAAAGUCUUGGCUGUUGUUUGGCUUCACCAGAAUCUUUGUAAUGAAAGCAUUUUUGCACCAGCUCCUCGGCUAGCUUGAAUUUGCUCAGUUUGCACUUUCUGACACACAAUGUAUCGGAUAAGACAUUCUUACUGGGAUGAAAAGUGCCUGCUAAAGUUACAUAAUAGAUUACAAUUCAACAUAAUACAGUAUGUGUGCUGUGUUGAAAGGGUAGGAGUUGAAGAUGGGAGUCUGCUGCUGUGCUCUGUGUCUGCCUGACACACACGGAGCAUAUGGAACAGAGUGUUCACUGAGUACACUGUGUUCUAUGAAGGAGAGAGAGAGAGAGUGUGUGUGUGUGUGUGUGUGCGCGUGCAGGAAUGGAUUUCCCAGUGUAGAGUGUUGUAUUGCAUGCUGGUAUUCCACCCUAUGCGUUAAUCAGUUUCUGUCGAGGGUUGAACAGAACUUUAUCAACUUUAUUGUUAGAUAUAAAUCAUCAUAAGAAGGUUUUUCCCUUUUGCUCAUCAGCAGUAAAAUAUGAAAAAAUGAAUCACAUCAGCAUUUUCACAAAAGGUUGAGCUCAACUCUGAUCUGUUUGAAUUGCCCAUUGUUGGUAAUGAUGUUUUUCAGGGCUGAAAUAGAUUUCACUUACAGAUGUCGUACUUUUUGAAUGUAGUUUUGGUUGUUUUCCUAUCUUUAAGUUUUUUCCCAUUAAGUUACAGUAUUGUUGUAUGGUUAUGCAGUCUAGGGCUUCAAAUCAGUCUAUUCUUUCAGCUGCAAAAUCUACAAAGAUAAGCAUCUUUGCCUUGUUGCAGCUCAGUCUUUAUCUUCUAGUCCAACAUGUGAGACGCAGAGCAGAACAGCCGCUCGCUGUCCGUGCCGCUGCACAUCGGUACUUGCAUGCAGUUUGUGCUGGAGGUGAUUAUUUCUCCAAUAUAAGUUUGAAAUAACCAACGCACCAGUUAUCCAGCUCAGAAUUAAUGCGACACAGCAGAUUAACAUCAGCCGCUGAUAUCGAUAAAUGCCAUCUCAUUAGCUGAGGCGAAUAUCUGCCAAUAAAUCGGUGCAUCCCUAAUUUACAAUGUUGUAAACUCUGUAUUACGGAGCUCAAGGAAAUGUCGAGUCUGUGAAGGAGGCAACAAAACACAUGGACAAUGGAAUGCAUUGGGGAAAAAAAGGAAAUUCUUUUCUGAGCAGUCCAAACUGCUAUGUGUAGAUAAACUGACAAUAUUUGAAUGUCGAUGGCCUAUUUAUAAGUGGAGGGAUAAUGUGUGUGUCACUGUGGGAUGAAUCAAAUGUUUUGGUGAAAGUUGCCACUGAUUUCAUGAGUUAAUGUGUCUCUAUGCAAUGUGACAAAUGUGAAACUCUUAUGUUUAACCAUGUGUCUUGCCUUUCUAUUGUGUUUUAGUUUGUAUGAAGAGCCAGUUGACAAUGUCGGUGCCUUACAGAAGAUUAAGCUGACAGACCUGCCAGUUUGUUCUUGUAUUUAUCUGAAGAAAACUUCUGAACAGAAACCAUAUGGUACUAAUAACUGCAAUAAAUAAUUUACUUAUUAACUAUUUUAA